Molecule: messenger RNA, 4914 nt
Organism: Doryrhamphus excisus (bluestripe pipefish)
Lineage: Eukaryota; Metazoa; Chordata; Actinopteri; Syngnathiformes; Syngnathidae
Source: RefSeq, a predicted model, not a curated record
UAAGUGAAUCACAACAAUGGCCGCCUGGCGCUGUAGCAUUUUACCUGUUGUGGUCUUUUUAAGCAUUUAACACUUUUAUAGUUUUGACUGUUCGUCACAGAGUGUUAGGCAUGCAGAGGUGAGUGAGUGAGUGUGUCGCAUAGAAAACAAGAAAGCUGCAGUGCCCGCUUUUUGUGGCCAAAAUGAGCGACGUUGUGGAGAAAACGCUGACAGCUCUGCCUAGCCUCCUGUCGUUAGACUCUCAACCCGGAGCCGCAAAACUAUCUUCCACCUCCAAACUCGGAAUCUUCAUCAGAGGAAUCACGGAGCUGACGUCCAAGCAUGAAGAAGAAAAACUGAUUCAACAGGAACUGGCUGCUAUUAAAGAUCAAGCGUCAUCCCCAAACACAUCCAUGCGGCAGAUGAAGGAGCUCAUGGUGAGAGCCAUCUACUGUGAGAUGUUGGGUUAUGAGGCGUCCUUCUGCUACAUUCAUGCCAUCAAACUGGCUCAACAAGGCACUGCAUUGGAAAAGAGAGUUGGUUACCUCUCUGUGGCCUUGUUUCUUAACGAAAGUCACGAGCUGCUGCUUCUCCUCGUAAAUACAGUUCUAAAGGAUCUUCAGAGCACAAACCUUAUUGAAGUGUGCAUGGCUCUGACUAUUGUCAGCCAGUUAUUCCCCAAAGACAUGAUACCUGCAAUCCUCCCUUUGGUCGAAGAGAAGCUAACUCACCCAAAAGAAAUAAUUAGAAGAAAAGCAGUUCUGGCACUAUACAAAUUCUACCUAACCGCACCCAACCAAGUUCAACACAUCCACAACAAGUUUCGCAAAGCUUUGUGUGACAAGGAUCCUGGUGUUAUGACAGCCUCUCUGCACAUCUACUUACAGAUGAUCAAGGAGAAUCCAGAAGGUUACAAGGACUUAACAGGGAGUUUUGUCACCAUACUGAAGCAGGUGGUGGCUGGAAAACUUCCAAUGGAUUAUAACUAUCAUAGUGUUCCUGCUCCUUGGCUUCAAAUCCAGCUUCUCAGAAUUCUGUCCUUAUUAGGAAAGAGUGACCAGCGUACAAGUGAGAUCAUGUAUGAAGUUCUUGAUGAGUCCUUACGAAGAGCAGAGAUGAACCAUAACAUCACUUACGCAAUAUUGUAUGAAUGUGUAAAAUGUGUUUACACAAUUCAUCCAAAGGCUGAACUACUGGAAAAAGCUGCAAAAUGUAUUGGCAACUUUGUUCUGUCACCGAAGAUUAACUUGAAAUACAUUGGCUUGAAAGCGCUCACCUACGUGGUCCAGCAGGAUCCGAAACUGGCCCUGCAGCAUCAAAUGACCAUCAUAGAAUGCCUGGAUCAUUCGGACCUCAUCAUCAAGCGCGAGACACUGGAGUUGCUCUUUAGAAUUACAAACGCCCAGAAUGUAACCGUCAUUGUGGAAAAGAUGCUGGACUUUCUGCGUACCUGUCAAGAUGACUACACUACCAUUGACCUGGUCGGGAAGGUGGCCGAAGUGGCUGAAAAAUAUGCACCUAACGACAACAAGUGGUUCAUUGACACCAUGAACACUAUGUUCUCAUUGAGUGGAGACUUGAUGCAACCUGAUAUCCCCAACAAUUUCCUUAAACUGCUGUCUGAAGGGCUUGAUAGCAUGGAAGGGGACACAGAGUUGAGGCGCUUUGCUGUGGAUUCUUAUGUGUCUCUGCUGCACGGAGAGCCAGGCAAUCUGCCUCAGUGCUUCCUGCAAGUCAUCAGCUGGGUCCUUGGCGAAUAUUCUCAUUUGAGAACAGAUCUGGAGCCAGCCACAGUUCUGAAACUUCUGGCCAAGCUUUUGAGCUUGAAGCAUUCCAGCAGUGAAACAAAAAGCUGGGUCCUCAUGGCAAUGACCAAGGUCUGUGAGAGUGAAGCAGGUAUGGAUGUUCUUCAAGGAAUAUGUGAAACGUACUGCAGCUCCAUGGACACCGUGCUGAGACAAAGGGCGCAGGAGCUACAGAACCUUAGCCUGCACGCUGAGCUGAGGGCAAAGGUGCUACCUCAAGAUGUUUCUGUGGAACCUGUGGAGGUAGAUUCCUCUCUGUCAUUUCUGGAUGAAUUUGUGUCGGAAGCGCUGGCUGCUGGCGCUGCUCCUUACAAAUCUCAUCAUCAACGUCAGGAAGAAUUUGUCCAAGAAAAAGUUUUAAGCCUGGAGCCCUACAGCCUGUCGUUACCUAUCGACAUGUCUUCAUGCAGCAUAGCUGACAGACAAUCUCCCACGCUGCCAUCAAUGAGCUCUGGUCUGUCUGGUGACAGCACAGAUUUCUCGCACAAAGCAGGUGCCACAACUCUAAAGCUGGAGAAAGUAAAACGAGUGUGGGGUAGAGAGGGCUACCUGGCCCAGAGGGAGCCUGCAGAGGAACCUGCUCCGGUUGAAGCACCCAGUCCAGUCCAUCCAGUGGAGCCGGUGGGUGAAAUCAGCGUCUCCCAGGACCAGACUUUAUCUACAACUGUUGCUGGCAAACUAGAGAAGCAGCAGCUAGCGUCCUCUCUUUUUGUCGGCCUGGGCUCCCAGACAUCUGUGUCCUUGAUGGGAAAGUCAGAGCAGACGCCCCAGAGGUUUAGGAGGAAGGCCAAAGGUCAGGUCUCAUCCUCAGAAGUCAGCAAGCAAACACCCAACUCUGUCAUCGCCCCUCCCGACAGCGUGGACAACCUGCUGUGUAGCAUUCUGCUCGAUUCAAACACAGACCCUGAAACAUCUUUACCCACACCCAAACAGAAUGGUAUUGCCCCUUUAGAGGGCGAGCAAUCUGAGAGUGACGUGAAGACGCUCAAGACUAGUCUCACCAUGGAUAACGGCCAAAUGGCUGCCGACUCCGUUCAGACUGAAGAACCAGUCACGACUAAAGAUAUAUGUUUGGCCUCCUUCCUCCCUGCUGACUGCAUCGGAGCGACCCAUUCUGAAAUCACUCCUUUGUGUUCCAGCCAGUCUGUGGAUCUUUUUGGCUGCCAUGUGCACAAAGAACAAUGUUUGGAGCUUGUUGUUUUCAUUUUCAACUCCUCCUCCACUUGUGUGCAGCGUUUACUUGUGCAGCUGGACUCAGAAGAAGUUGUGGUGUCCUGUAUCUGUGAGAGUCCAGUAGAGGAGGUGAAGAGCCACGGUGUAGAAGUGUGCCAUUAUUCCCUGACUGUCAAGAGGCCUUCAGUUCAUCUUGUAGUGUCAGGACAGGUUUCUUUCCUCAUGCCUACUGGGACUCCCCACAAAGCCAAGUUCUCAUACAAACUCCCUCUUAUCUCAUUCAUCAGACCUUUGGCCCUGUCCACAGAGGAGUAUGGGACAAUGUGGCUGGCCUUUUCGCAUGAUACAAAGCAGAACCUGACGCUUAUCACGGGUCUCCAGGAUCCUCUAAGAGCCACUCUGAACGUGCUGGAGAGGAAACUCCACAUUCAUGUGGUGGAGAUAAUAGGAACGGAAGGAAUUGUCGCUUGCCAGCUCCUGCAGGACCAGCCGUGUUUGAUGCACUGCAGAGUACACGCUGGCACGCUUGCCGUGUGGCUGCGCUCGCCGGUCCCCGACCUGCCCGACUGUCUGCUCUACCACUGUCAGAGAGCUUUACAGGAACACUGAAGACUGGCACUGCUGAGCUGCAUCAGCUCAAAAAACUGAACAGAAAGGGAGUUGACUGAUGCCUGGUGUCUGCAUUACAGUGUUUAUUACAUGGAUCAUGCACUUGGACACCGUUUUUGAAGAGAAAACGCACGCUUAAGCUCUGGACCCAAAGAUUGAAAUCGUCAAAAUAACACAAAUGUCUUAAAUUUCUGACAGGGCUUCAUAGGGAUUUGAUCAUUCUCGAGGCAAUGACAUUGUUCAUUCAGUAUGUCUUACAGUGUUGCUAUUUUUAGUCUGAGUUGAUCAAUACAUCAAUGCUGAAUACUUGAAAAGAAAAAAAAUAUGCUCGCAUUAGCUGGCUAGCAGAAAAUGCUGAAAAAUUAUUGAAGAUUUAAUAUGUGUUUGUCAUAAAAUAUGCUGCAGUAUUUGAGGGAAUACCCAACACUAUCUCAUUGUAAAGCUGAUAUUUAUAAGUAAGAGUACGUUAAAAGUCUUAAUUAUGGCGAUGAAUCUUCCUCUCCAUCAUCUCUUUCUCAUGUGGCCAUCUAUGCAUUCAUCUUUCCGGUAGUCAUUUUGGUGAGAGGCGGAUUGUAGCUAAUACAAUAUAUUUUUUUUGUAUUCAUGCAAUCUUGAAUAUGCAUAUUUAUUGGCUUUAUAUUCUUAGUAAAAAUAUUUUUUAUGAGUUUGAUUUGAAUUAACAAGCGUUACAGUACUGUUUGUCAGAUGGAGGGGAAAAAGGACAAGCAAAACCUAAACCUAUGCCUUAUGUUCUAAAGCCAAGGUGUUUUAUUUGUGCCUGUGGUACAGAGUUAAGUAAUAUGCUUGAUGCACUAUGAUUCUACUAACUCCAAUAAAUUCACCAUGUCAUCUUUAUCAUGAUUGGAGUUGAUGUGUAUUAACUAAUAACAGUCAUCUUACAUAUUUAGUCAUUUUCAGUUAACAGUGCUGUUCAAUGUAAUUGUUAAAUAUUUAAAUGGGGUAUAAAUUACCUAAAUUAUAAUUAGGGGGUCCAAUGAUAUACAAAAUUACAAUGCAUUUGUGUUAUGGUUUGAUACUUUUGCAUACAAAAAACACUUUUUUUUUUUAAUUAUAAUUUUAUUGAAGUUGCCAACAUUUUUCUAACCUGCCUCUUUUUGAUUUACUUUUAGUUUUUUGUUUUUACUUUUAGUUUUAGCUUUGCUGGUGCUGCAGCCCUGUUGCAAGUUAAUAUUUAUUUCAGUGUCUGAUUGAAUGUUAACACAUGGUUACUUUAUUGAUUGAUUGUUAGGCAAUAUUUACCUUUCCCCACAAGGUGAUACAAGUACAAAGAGACAAUUAUUUACAAUGUUUUGACAUAUGGACUUCAGCAAGGGUAGCCAAUUAAACC